Staurois parvus is the source of this 302-nucleotide messenger RNA. Lineage: Eukaryota; Metazoa; Chordata; Amphibia; Anura; Ranidae. The record is from the annotation of a GenBank genome assembly.
UAACCAGGGGUGAACUGACAACUCAUGGGGCCCCUGGGCAAUAGGGGAUCAUGGGGCCCCUGUGUCCUUGCCCAAACUCAAAAAAGCCUAUGAAAAAGGUACCAGGGGCAUCUCAUGGGGCCCCCUACUGACCCCGAGCCCUCAGGCAGUGCCCAAGUGCCCGAAUGGUCAGUCCACCCCUGGUGCCAUGUGAUCCCCGACUAUGUCAGGUGACCAGUGUAGCACCAGCUAUUGAUACAGAAGAGCCAACAAACUACCAAAGGCAGUGUCAUGUUAUAAAAUCAAACUAUCAUGAUAGAAGA